AUUGAUCGAGUCUAUCGUAGCCUACUCCACGAACACAUGUCUAAACCGGAAGUGAGCGAGAGGGGAUCGUAAGAAAGAUGGUGGCGACCAGAAGAGGAGGACGCGCGUGCUCCCCUACAAAAUCCGACUUCGAUGAAUCCGCCGAUGUCUCUGCUACCCCAUCCAGCUGUAGAAGGACCGGCAGGAGGACGGCCAACAGGGAGCAGACUGCCUCUCAGCUGCCCGUGGCCCCGGUGGGGGCUGACGGGGAAGAAGGGGUCCCUGCCACGCCCCUCCAGGACCAGAGAACCAGGGCGUCCAGGCUUCAGUCCCACCGGCUGGACUCCACACACGAGGCAGACGUGUCAGACUCGGAGUCCUGCUGCUCCGCAGCAUCGGACGUGGAUCACCCGAUCCUGCGCAGGGGGCGGAGGAAGACACCGGGACGCUCGUCCAAUCCGUGCGUGGAUCUCUCAGAUGUAGACUCCUGUUCGUCGGCGUCCAGGGUUGGGCCGCUCGCACGCCGUGGCACCAAGAGGGCGGCGGGCUCCGGCCAAUCAGACUCGAUCCCGGUGGAGUCUGAGGAGGAGGGGAAGGACUCGUGCGGCUCUGCGGUCUCAGACACCCAGAGAGUGACCCGGAGCCUGAGGAGAAGCACCAUCGCUCGCUCCCUCGCUACCCGCCGUGCCGAGGACGCGGGGGACGUGUCAGAUGGAGACAGCUGUGCCUCCAGCCUCUCUGCCGCCCCGUCCUCGAGCAGACGCCCUGCCCGGGGCAGGACCGGACGCCCCGCCCAGCCCAUCCCCAUGCACCUGGAGGAGGCCUCGGACCUCCCCCGCUCCCCUACCCCCAGCCGGAGGACCAGGACUCCAGUGGCGGACCCGGGGGCGUGGGACUCGGAGGGCUUCGAAUCCGGCCCCAGUGUGACGCCGAGGAGGUCCACCCGGAAACGCACCGCGCACCGAUACGCCUGCUCUGGGACGACAGACUCCGACGAUUCGUUGAACGUCUCCCCGUCUGUCAGCACCAGCAGGGGGAGGGGCAUCCCCUGUAGCAGCAGCAGCAGCAAGGCUGUCUCCGUCACCAGGCUGUCCGUGGUGGUGGAGAGGACCAUAGUCUCUGUCACGGAGGAGAGGAGGAGGGGGCUGGAGGAGGGGGCCUGCCACCUGGGGAAGCUGAGCGUGUCUCGGGGGGCGGAGGAGGAGAGCGUGCUGGAAGACUCAAAGCUGGACGCCACGAUCGGCCCUGAGGAUGUGACCCUAACUCUGGAGGAGGAGGAGGAGGUGGUCAUUGAUCUCAUUGACCAGGAGGAAACAGAUGCCCCCCAAGGUUUCUGCCUAGCAGAGGAGAGCCAGAGAGGGAGUGUGAUCAUUUCAGGGGAGGCGCAUGUGGAAGAGUCAGAGGCUGCUAGUGAACCGCUUCCAUCGCAGGCAGACACACAGGCAGUGUGUGGACCUGCAGUGGGGGCGGCUGACCAGCAGAGGGGGCAGUCACACUCGGCUGCGUCAACAGAGGAAGAUGUGGGGGCGAUGAUACAGGAAACAGAAGCUGGACCUGAACCAGAGCUCCGUCCCGGAGACACAGCGGGAGUGACUGUGUGCUACGUCCCAGUGACAGAAGGAGAGGAGGGGUGUGAAGAGGAGGCCAUGGAUGUUGCUGCAUCAUCACGUGGCCACAGCCCGGAGCUGCAUGUAGAUGUCUGCCAUCUUGUUCUGAGUGAGGAAGAAGGGGAUCUGGAAAAGGUGUUGGUGGAGGGGAAGGCCCAGCGGGGGGAGGUGGUGGUGGUGGUGGAGGAGGAGGAGGAGGAGGAGGAGGAGAAGGCAGUUGCAGAAGAGGAGAAGCAGAAAGAGGUGGUGGUGUUAGAGGAAGAGGUGUUGGAGGAGAAGCAGCAGGAGAAGGAGGUGAUGUUGGAGGAGGAGGAGGUCAUGGUUGAAGAAAAGAAGCAAGAAGAGGUGGUGGUGAUAGACCAGGAAGAGGAGGAUGUUGUGGUGUUGGAGGAGCAGCAGCAGGAGGACGUGGUGGUUGAGAGGAAGGAGGCACAGGUGGCAGUGUUGAAGGAGCAGGAGGAGGUGGCUGAAGAGGAGAACCAGGAGGAGGUGAAUGUGGUGAUUGAGAAGAAGGUGGACAGUGUGUUGGUGGUGAUGGAGGAGAUGGAGGUGUCUGUUUCAGCACCUGAGGCUCUCGAGGCGGGUUCGGAAGCCGCUAUCCUGCCCCCUCAGCCCCUCCUACCCCCCCAGCCCCUCCUCCCUGACUCCAUCCAGGUGAACUCCAGCCAGCAGCUCAAAGUUGUCGUGUCAGAGGUCACAGAGCAGCCCCACGACUCCAUCAUCGUCCAGAAGGUGAAGGUGGUCAGCCUUCUGGACAGCAGCGAGGACGAGGAAGAGGAAGAGUCAGGGCAUGAGGAGGAAGAGGAGGAUAAUGAAGACCUUGCCGGACCCUCGCAGAGUGUGCCUGUCUCUGACGGUCUGUUUGUGAUUGACACACGGCCGGGCCAACGGGAUGGACGGUUUUACCAAGAGACCCAGGAAGAGGCGGCGACGGCUGCAGAGGAUGAGGAAGAGUUUGUGGAUGAAGAUGGUGACGAUGAGGAGGAUGACGAUGACAGAGCGCUCUUCACCAUCAAGAGCCAGAACACGAUGGAGCUGUCUAGCCGUAUCGACACAGGCCUCAGAGCCCGGCAGCUGGGAGGUUUGUACGUCUGUUUCGAUGGCGGCAAACCAAAGAGCGCGUCCAGCAACAACCCCCAGAAGAAGAAGCAGAAGAGCAACGACCAGGUGAUGAAGAAGAGUGUGAUUGGUCCAGAGUUUGAGAAGCAGGACGCGGUUCCUCCGUACAGCGAGUCCAAGCAGGCCUCGAAGCUGAAGCGCAAGGCGGAAAGGGAGAAGACCACAGGAGACGGCUGGUUCAACAUGAGGGCUCCUGAGAUGACCACGGAGCUGAAGGGAGACCUCAAAGCCCUGAAGAUGCGAGCAGCCAUGGACCCCAAGAGAUUCUACAAGAAGAACGACCGUGACGGAUUCCCCAAGUAUUUCCAGAUGGGCACGGUGGCGGACAGUCCUGUGGAUUUCUAUCACUCCCGGAUCCCCAAGAAGGACAGGAAGAGGACCAUGGUGGAGGAGCUGCUGGCUGAUGCAGAGUUCAGACACACUAACAAGAAGAAGUAUCAACAGAUCAUGACAGAGAAGGCUGCUGUGGGGGCUGGCAGAAAAAGGAACAGAUUUUUGAAAAAGAAAAAGAAAUGACCCUAUAAACAGUGUGGUGUAAUAAAGAUAAAGAUAUUA
Osmerus eperlanus (European smelt) is the source of this 3260-nucleotide messenger RNA. RefSeq names its product deoxynucleotidyltransferase, terminal, interacting protein 2 (gene dnttip2). The transcript is spliced from 7 exons. NCBI's taxonomy places the organism in Eukaryota, Metazoa, Chordata, Actinopteri, Osmeriformes, Osmeridae. Gene Ontology annotation, biological process: RNA processing. Gene Ontology annotation, molecular function: RNA binding. The record is from RefSeq and is a predicted model, not a curated record. Gene Ontology annotation, cellular component: nucleolus. Bases 78 to 3221 code for a protein of 1047 amino acids.